This is a messenger RNA of Pygocentrus nattereri (red-bellied piranha), 5963 nucleotides long. RefSeq names its product opsin 7, group member b (gene opn7b). Gene Ontology annotation, cellular component: membrane. Gene Ontology annotation, biological process: G protein-coupled receptor signaling pathway; visual perception. Bases 295 to 1494 code for a protein of 399 amino acids. NCBI's taxonomy places the organism in Eukaryota, Metazoa, Chordata, Actinopteri, Characiformes, Serrasalmidae. The transcript has 7 exons. The record is from RefSeq and is a predicted model, not a curated record. Gene Ontology annotation, molecular function: G protein-coupled receptor activity.
UUCAGUGGCUGUAUGUAAAAGAGAGCGUGUGUGCGAAUGGUUGUGUGAGUGUGAUCCACGAUGUGUUCACUCCGCUCUGACACUCUGCUCAGCACAUGCUAGUGUGUGCACCAUGAAACCACACGCUGCUCUUCUCUGCUCUGCGUUCUUCUCCUCUCCUUUUCUUCUUUCCAUUCGUUCUAUUUGUUCUGUGAAAUGAAGACUCCACACUUUGUCCUCCAUCGGCUGCUGUAUGAAAUCAUUGGUAUAUUCUCCAUGUAAGGGCACAGGGGAGACACGCUGCACUAACGAUAGAUGGGAAAUGCCUCUGAAGUAACCUUUGUGUCCACAAUAGCCAAAGAGUAUGACUUUCUCCUGGGGACUGCCUACACCAUCUUCGGUGUGUUCUCUCUGAUGGGGAACACCAUCUUGCUGCUCGUGGCAUAUCGUAAGAAGUCCUCCUUGAAGCCAGCUGAGUUUUUCAUCGUAAAUCUGUCCAUCAGUGACCUGGGCAUGACCAUCUCCCUCUUUCCUUUGGCCAUUCCCUCUGCUUUCUCUCACAGGUGGCUCUUCACUGAAACAAUAUGUUCCUACUAUGCAUUCUGUGGAGUUCUCUUUGGCCUGUGCAGUCUGAGUAAUUUGACCGUUCUCUCAUCCGUCUGCUGGUUUAAAGUCUGCUGCCCCAACUAUGGUAACAAGUUCUCCUCGUCCCAUGCCCUGCUGCUGGUGGUGGGGGUCUGGUGUUAUUCUGCCAUUUUUGCUGUGGGUCCUCUGUCUGGCUGGGGUCAGUAUGGCUCUGAGCCGUACGGGACGGCCUGUUGCAUCGACUGGUAUGCCCCCUACCACAGCCAGCCUGCCAUGUCCUACAUCAUCUGCCUCUUCUUCUUCUGCUACAUCGUGCCGUGCACCAUCAUCUUCCUCUCCUAUGCCUAUAUCCUCAUGACGGUGCGGGGGUCCCAACAGGCCGUGCAACAGCAUGUCUCCCCGCAGAACAAAAUUGUCAAUGCUCAAACCCUCAUCGCGAAGCUCUCCGUGGCAGUGUGCAUAGGCUUCCUGGUGGCAUGGAGUCCAUACGCUGCCGUGUCCAUGUGGGCAGCCUUCGUGAAUCCGAACAUGGUCCCUCCUGUAGCAUUUGCCUUUGCAGCCAUUUUCGCUAAGUCCUCCACCCUUUACAACCCUAUGGUCUACCUGGGCUUCAAGCCCAACUUCCGCAAAUCCCUCUGCAGGGACGUCGCCAAGUGCAAGCGAGCUUUGUGCCCAUGCUUGUGCCGGUCAGAGGCGGCGCAGAAGAGCACGUGUCAUUCUUCGCAGCACAGCAAAGAGGAGUGCCACUCCACCCGGCUCUCCAAUGGACUUCAUGAAAGUCACCGGACCUGCAGGCACUGUCCAGAUGGUAGCAAAGGUCCAUGCACGGACACUACUCCGCAAAGAACAGCGAUGAUUCUUACUGGAUCCACACACAGCGAGGUGGUGGUUAGCCAGCUGUCCAAUGAGAUGCAGAGUGACUUUCUUUAGAGCAAGGAUGAACUGGAAAGACAGUUUUGAGAGUUUAAACAAAACCAAACAAAAAAAGAAACAGAUGGGAUUUGUACAGAAAUGAAAAGAGAGAUGACAGGAUGGGGUCAUUUUUUUAGGUUCUGCAUGGAGAUCCAUCCUGCCUCCUCGCAGGAAAAAAUAAGCCUCAAAUAUUUUGAUACUGCCAGAUAUAACAGUAUAAAGCAAACCAAUGAACAAACACAGGCAUGGGGUUUUUAGCCUGUUAUCUUGUGAGUGACUGUAUAAAAUUUGGAAUUUUAAUGACAUUGGUUUGCUUGGAUUGAGCACACCUGUACACAAUGGAGGUGCAUCUGCCAUUCAAACGAGCUUUGGGAGAUUCUCCAUCUGUUCUGCACUUUCCUGUCUGCUGAUGCAUUCAGAAGGUCAAUUUCUGGUGCACAUGUAGUCAAUACUGCUCACAACUUUGGAAUCACCUAUCACAAUACCUCUGGAUAUUUAAUAACUCAUACAUUUUUUUCAGCAUUUCAAGUAUUUGAAAUAGCAAGUUCUGAAAUGGGUGUCAUUGACGUUACAUGCAUUUUUGUGUCCAUUAUUUUCCAAAUAAUAUAUAAUAAUAUAAAAUAACAGCAAAUAAUAUAUACUAAUAUAAUAUAUAAUAAUAACUCUUUCAUGCGGCCAGUUUUGGUGCAUCCAUUUAAAUUUAAUUUUAGUUUAUUUUUGCCUGCAAAAGUCUAAAACUGUCAGGUGAUGGAUUCAUUUGUGUUGAUUAAGUAAAGUAUCAAAAAAAAUGCGAGUAUAAACUCAAGUUCAAGGACAAAGUUUCUACUAGGUUGAAAAGUCAGGUGACACAACCAGUGCGUCAGCUGGUGCAACCAGACAAUCACACUUUCAAUAACUGAAAUAGGAAAAGCUUUGAUAACAUUAUAUCACUAUAACUAUACUUAAGAUAUAAAAUACACAUGGAUAUAAAUGCAAAUAUACGUGCAGAUAUAUGUGCAGAUAUGCACAUUAUGUCUAUUUUAAUAAAUGUUUCCUAAGUUCAAUUGAAAUCAUUUCUUUUGCUGCAUUCAUCAUGACACUUUAACAAAAGCAAAGGGUAACUGGAGCCUUUAAAUUAUGCAAAAAGUAAAAAUAAAAAAAUAUGGAUGUACAAUGUUUUUGCAAAACAGCAACAGUAUGUUAGUCGUAAUUUCUCCUCUGGAACCACAGUUGUACUAUAGCGACAAAAUAUUUAAAUAGCACUUCAUAGUAACAGGCCUUAAUGAUGAUCAAAUUAUUCAACGCAACAGCAGUCAUCAGUGACUGCUGAAGAUCUGGCUGAAGGUCAGGCUGCAAAUAUCCAAAAAUUGUCAAAAAGUAGGAAAAUAAAAUUAUAAUGCUACUUUCUGCUAGCACCCCUAUGGGAUUCCAGUAGCAUCUCCGAAAGGUCCUAACCAAUGCGAGAGCCUGCUUGGCUGUAUCUACCUAUAAACAGCAUUAAAAAAUCCUGAUUGGACAAUUUUGUUUCCACUUAAAACUUUGCAAUAGAAUUAGAGUGUUACUGUAGUACUUCCAGAGUUAAAUUUCAGGCAUAUUAACAAGAUUUUCUAUAUUUUUUUUAUUUUACAGAAUUCAUGAAGGCUUUCCUGAAGACUUUCUAUCUAAUCAAUAAAAUUAUAAUUUCAUUUAGAUAUCAGGAGUUAUAUAUAUUUAUUCAUAUUUGUAAAAAAAUGGCAAAACCAAAUUGUAUCAAUUUAGGUUUUGAUUCUGUUUUUCAAAUCUCUUCUGGAUAUUAAUUUCAUUAUAACUUGUAGAACUUUCAUCAUUCUAGAACUCUAGAACUUAGUUUUACCUUUCCUUGCUGAUGAAGUAGCAUAAUAGCAUAUCAUAUACAAUAUCAUAUUACAACAAUUUCAUACAAAUCUGCAAUAAAAUUAGUAUUAUAUUGAUAUUGAUAUCAAACUUCUGAGCGGUGAUUCCAAACCUUUAGCCGGCAGAAUCAUCUACUAUCAUUCUUCUUCUGCUUUUAUGGCUAUGCAUCCCAAGUGCAGGGACAGAGACCCUGAGAUGAAUUCUCAACGGGUGUAACAAAAUCAUUCUUAGGGACUCUUUUCAACCAAGCCUCAAAUCUAAGACUUAUGUUUAUGCUAUAUUUAAAAUACUUGUGCAAUGUUAUGGUAUACCUCUUGUCUGUCCAUCUUUGGUCAGGUGACUGUGAAUGUCAUUGUAAUGAUACAGGUUCCUUUGGCAAAUGAAAUUACAAUUUAUUUAAGUUUCUUUAAUUGGAAAGAGGCCUGUGUGUAUCUGUAAAGCUGGUCUGAAAUAAACUGUGCAUCACUGUGUAUAUAUAUCCUUCAUGUCAGGUCACAGAAGGUGGAACUGUGUGAGAUUCUAAACUAUCUAAUCAUUUUCAUGAAGUCUGAGGAAUACAACAAAAUAUAGUUGUGUGCAAAAGACCGCCCAGUCGCUUAUUUCAUUUCCAGUCAAAAUGGUCUUUACCACAAAUUCUUCUCUGUGGAAAAUGAAGGCCCUUUAACACCAAGUCUGAUUUUUACAGGUGUUUAAAAAUCAGGCUGACCAAAUAGAGCUCUGUUGUUAUGGUUACAGCCAAAACAAAUUAGCAUCAGGAUGGCAGCAGAACUCGUCUUGCAUCUAGCAGAACGCAACAGCUUAUGCAAUAAGCUGACUAUAAAAAUGCAGAUGUGAAAGAAAAUAUUUGGCUCAGCUGAAAGGGCAGAGAAUGAUAGUGAGUACCUUAGACAGUCUGUAUAUAGCCAUUUUUAGUUUUUCUAGGUUCAGGUUAAUCUGUUCAUGCCCAUGAUCAUUUCACUUGAUAAGAUACCAUUUUUGCAGUGUUUAAAUGAGAGCAGCAGUAAGCAGAAGCAGAGCUUGAAUAGAGGGAGAUGAGCUCAGUGUGCGCUUUUAAGUACAGUGCUUCAAAGAAAAAUGAUGAAUUAAUGAUCACUGUUUCUCAAAAAAUUAAUUCCUUUUAUUCUCUUUCAUGUUAUACACAUUGGAUACGGUGUCAAGAUUCUACGACAUUAAAAAUCGCAUUUCAAUUUCCAUUUUGUUUGUCUGAAAAAAAAAUCAUACUUGGUGUAAAAAGGCAUUUAUUCCCUCGAAAUAGGUAGAUUUGCAGCUUAAUUUACAAACAUGUUUUACUGAAGAAUUCAUGAAAGCGCUUUACUGACAGACUUCAGCAGCUGCCCGUUGACUAUUAUAUGUCAGAACAAAACAUCUUCCCAACUUUACAGGAGAAGGAAAAAACACACUUUAUUUGAAUUUUUUUCCAAGUCAUUUUGUUUUGGUCCAUACAUCAUGAAAUUCACACACAAUGUAAAGGACAAAAAUGUUCAAAUUAUAUCAAAAACUGAAAAACGUCAUAGAGAUAUGAGGUUCCGACAGCAGCGAUAAGUGCUGUGGGUCAGCAGGUUCUCUAUUCUCCUUCAAGUACUUAUGGCUGUUCAUUGUAAUUGACUGUAUGCUACAGGUCUUUUCUGAUCUGAGGGCAUUUUCUUGAUUUUCUUUUUUUAAAUUCUUCUUUCGGCAUGAUUCAACAUGAUACCCAUGGUGUGGAAAGGGUGGCUCUACACAUUCAGGAAAUGUUUACACUGCUUUUCUGUGCUGUAUUAUCACAAAGAUAGAGAAUCAGAUAUAGAAACUUUGAAUUUGACAUGCUGGCAGUUUGUAGAACUCAGAGAGUUAACCUUCCUGAACUAUUGCAUCUUCCUGAGUGCAAAAAUCUCUCUAGGAAAUGCCUUUUUUCAGUCUAAAAAGUAGCUAUGACUGACCUCUGGGUUUGAAGCAUGGCAAUGGAACACCCUGAGACAAAAGUGUGCAGUACACAGACAUAUGCCGACUGUUUUUCUAGAAUCUGGUCAACGUUCAAUAAUAAAAACGCUUAAGCACUGAUAUUACCAGUUGCUAUCAUCAGUAACCAGUGAGGAUAUCAUAAUACUUAUGCUGAAUAUCAGAAUGAUGCAUCAACAAUAAGGCUAUCAUUGUAGACAUGAAUUAUUUACUAUUGCUGCACAUGUCCAGCAUCAUAUGAAAUCAUGUUAGUAGUUACUCAUACACUUACUGUGUGAACAUGACAGCAAAAAUUGUAAUUGCAAUCUGUGCAACAUGAAGAUUUCCAUGGCAGGGACGAGAUAAAAAUGAUGCAAUGUAAUAAAAUAUUUCCCUCAAACUUGAGACAGUUCUUAAGGUAUGUGUCAUUUUAAAAAUUGCAGUCUCGUGGGCCUCAUCAUUAUUGUUGGAGUUGCUGUCUGGAUAGAAAUAUUUGGUUUGCAAUGUGUAGAGUGUCCUUUAUUGUUUGUACCACUCACCUAAUUCAUCACCUAAAAUGGUCCAAGCUUGAGCCUGAGUUAGAGUAGUAAAUCAAGGUAGAUAAUCAAGAACUCAGCACAACUGACUUGACUACUGUCCUUUUGUUUGUCAGUAUGCAAAAGAGGAAAUAUAACUGCAUCUCCAGUUAUGGUGAUCUUGAACUGAUUUUCAACAUUAAA